UUUGUUGAUGCUGUAGGUGGAAGUCCUCCUAAACCCUGGGAACAAGAAGGAAACACAUCUGGUCCUAAGCCUUUCAGGCCUCCUUCAAAUACGAGCACGGCUGAUUCAGUUGAGGCUUCAGGCACAGCAAAUCCCGGUGAACUAGUUUCGUCCGUGAAUAGAACUAAUACAGCUGCUAAUAUGAAUGCAUUGAGUAGGCCUGUACCGACUAGACCUUGGGAGCAGCAGAACUAUGGGAGCACUUACGGAGGUUAUGGUUCAAAUCUAGGUGUGAACUCUGGGUAUGGGUCGGGUACAUAUGGUUCAGCAUUAGGUGGGUAUGGUUCGUCAUAUGGGGGUGGAAUGUAUGGUGGUAGUAGCAUGUAUAACAGAGGAGGUUAUGGUGGUGCUGGUGGUCUCUAUGGAGGUUCAGGCAUGUAUGGUGGUGGUGGGAUGUAUGGUGGUGGCACGAUGGGUGGUUAUGGUAUGGGUAUGGGGACGGGAAUGGGGAUGGGAAUGGGAAUGGGAAUGAGUCCUUAUGGUGGUCAAGAUCCAAACGACCCUUUUAACCAACCUCCAUCUCCACCAGGGUUCUGGAUAUCAUUUCUCCGCGUGAUGCAAGGUGCUGUGAAUUUCUUUGGCCGUGUAGCGAUGCUCAUUGACCAAAACACCCAGGCCUUUCAUAUGUUCAUGUCUGCCCUUCUUCAGCUAUUUGAUCGUGGUGGUAUGUUAUAUGGAGAAUUAGCAAGAUUUGUACUGCGGUUGCUUGGGGUCAGGACAAAGCCUAGAAAGAUGCAGCAGCAGCCACAAGGGCCUAAUGGACUCCCUUUACCCCACCAGCCACAUGGAAACCAGAACUACAUCGAGGGGCCUAAAGCCGCUGCACCAGGUGGUGGCGGUGGUUGGGACAAUGUAUGGGGCAACUAA
Thlaspi arvense is the source of this 906-nucleotide messenger RNA. The record is from the annotation of a GenBank genome assembly. NCBI's taxonomy places the organism in Eukaryota, Viridiplantae, Streptophyta, Magnoliopsida, Brassicales, Brassicaceae.